Messenger RNA from Callorhinus ursinus (northern fur seal), 5494 nucleotides. It is a transcript of the gene MCC, whose product is annotated as MCC regulator of WNT signaling pathway. NCBI's taxonomy places the organism in Eukaryota, Metazoa, Chordata, Mammalia, Carnivora, Otariidae. Gene Ontology annotation, molecular function: calcium ion binding. Gene Ontology annotation, cellular component: cytoplasm. The record is from RefSeq and is a predicted model, not a curated record. Gene Ontology annotation, biological process: negative regulation of canonical Wnt signaling pathway.
AUGAUGGCGGCUGCGGCGGCGGCGGGGAGCGCCAGCGGCGGUGGCAGCAGCGGCGGCGGCGGCAGCGGCAGCAGCAGCAGCGACACGUCCAGCACCGGCGAGGAGGAGCGGAUGCGGCGCCUCUUCCAGACGUGCGACGGCGACGGGGACGGAUACAUUAGCAGAAAUGACUUGUUGAUGGUCUGUCGCCAAUUGAAUAUGGAAGAGUCUGUGGCUGAGAUCAUGAACCAGUUGGGCGCCGAUGAACAUGGGAAGAUUUCCUUUCAGGAUUUUACACGGUGCCGCAUGCAGCUCGUUCGAGAAAUUAGGAAGGAGGAAGUAGGUCUUUCUGAGAAGUCAGACAACUCCUGUAAAAAGAAGAAGCUGAGGGAUAGAAUUGCCUCCUGGCCUACGAGCAGCGACAACAGUUUGGGUGCCCUAUCAGCAGCCAGGGAGAGCUGGGAGUACGACUCGGGAGCCAGGGACCUCCAGAGCCCGGACUUGCAGAGUCAGUGGGCCCUGCAGAAGCUUCUUGAGUACAGUGGACGCUCUUUGCAUCAGCAGGCUGCUGCCCUCCACAAACUGCUCACACAGUCACGGCAUUUUGGCAGCUCUGUAGGAGGAAGCUAUCUGGAGCUGGCCAACACGCUCCACUUGGCAGCCCUGGCAUCACUCAAGGGAGAUAUAGUGGAACUUAAUAAACGUCUGCAGCAAACGGAGCGGGAACGAGACCUUCUGGAAAAGAAAUUAGCCAAGGCGCAGUGUGAGCAGUCCCACCUCAUGAGAGAACAUGAGGAUGUCCAGGAGCGGACGACGCUUCGGUACGAGGAGCGCAUCACGGAACUCCAUAGCAUCAUUGCUGAGCUCAAUAAGAAGAUAGACCGUUUGCAAGGCACCACCAUCAGGGAGGAAGAUGAGUACUCAGAACUGCGAUCAGAACUCAGCCAGAGUCAGCAUGAGGUCAACGAAGACUCUCGAAGCAUGGACCAAGACCAGACCUCUGUCUCCAUCCCUGAAAACCAGUCCACUAUGGUCACUGCUGACAUGGAUAAUUGCAGUGACCUGAACUCAGAGCUGCAGAGGGUGCUGACGGGGCUGGAGAAUGUCGUCUGCUGCAGGAAGAAGAGCAGCUGUAGCCUCUCCGUGGCCGAGGUGGACAGGCACAUCGAGCAGCUCACCACGGCCAGUGAGCACUGUGACUUGGCCAUCAAGACAGUCGAAGAGAUUGAAGGGGUACUUGGCCGGGACCUGUAUCCCAACCUGGCCGAAGAGCGGUCUCGUUGGGAGAAGGAGCUGGCCGGGCUGAGGGAAGAGAAUGAGAGCCUGACCGCCAUGCUGUGCAGCAAAGAGGAGGAGCUGAACAGGACCAAGGCCACCAUGAACGCCAUCCGGGAGGAGCGGGACCGGCUCCGGAGACGGGUUCGAGAGCUUCAAACGCGACUACAGAGCGUGCAGGCCACGGGGCCCUCCAGCCCUGGCCGCCUCACUUCUGCCAACCGCCCAGUUAACCCCAGCACUGGGGAGCUGAGCACAAGCAGCAGCAGCAAUGACAUUCCCAUUGCCAAGAUUGCUGAGAGGGUGAAGCUAUCGAAGACCAGGUCCGAGUCUUCGUCAUCGGAUCGGCCAGUCCUGGGAUCAGAAAUCAGUAGCAUUGGGGUAUCCAGCAGUGUGGCGGAACACCUGGCCCACUCUCUUCAGGACUGCUCCAACAUCCAGGAGAUCUUCCAAACACUCUACUCACACGGAUCUGCCAUCUCGGAAAGCAAAAUUAGAGAGUUUGAGGUGGAAACAGAACGGUUGAAUAGCCGCAUCGAGCACCUCAAAUCCCAAAAUGACCUCCUGACCAUAACGCUGGAGGAAUGCAAAAGCAACGCCGAGAGGAUGAGCAUGCUGGUGGGAAAGUAUGAGUCCAAUGCCACGGCGCUGCGGCUGGCCCUGCAGUACAGUGAGCAGUGCAUAGAAGCCUACGAACUCCUCCUGGCACUGGCCGAGAGCGAGCAGAGCCUCAUCCUGGGGCAGUUCCGGGCGGCCGGCGUGGGCUCCUCCCCUGGAGACCAGUCAGGGGAUGAGAACAUCACUCAGAUGCUCAGGCGCGCUCACGACUGCCGGAAGACAGCUGAGAAUGCAGCCAAGGCCCUGCUCAUGAAGCUGGACGGCAGCUGCGGGGGCGCCUUUGCUGUGGCCGGCUGCAGCGUGCAGCCCUGGGAGAGCCUGUCCUCCAACAGCCACACCAGCACAACUAGCUCCACGGCCAGCAGCUGUGACACGGAGUUCACCAAAGAAGACGAGCAGAGGCUGAAGGAUUACAUCCAGCAGCUCCGGAAUGACAGGGCCGCAGUCAAGCUGACCAUGCUGGAGCUGGAGAGCAUCCACAUCGACCCCCUCAGCUACGACGUGAAGCCCCGCGGGGACAGCCAGCGGCUGGAUCUGGAAAACGCCGUGCUGAUGCAGGAGCUGAUGGCCAUGAAGGAGGAGAUGGCCGAGCUGAAGGCCCAGCUCUACCUCCUGGAGAAGGAGAAGAAGGCCCUGGAGCUGAAGCUGAGCACGCGGGAGGCCCAGGAGCAGGCCUACCUGGUGCACAUCGAGCACCUGAAGUCCGAGGUGGAGGAACAGAAGGAGCAGUGCACGCGGUCCCUGAGCUCCACCAGCAGCGGCGGCAAGGACAAGCCCGGCAAGGAAUGUGCUGAUGCCGCCUCCCCAGCUCUCUCACUGGCUGAACUAAGGACAACGUGUAGCGACAGUGAGCUGGCUGCCGAGUUCGCCAAUGCCAUCCGUAGAGAAAAGAAGUUAAAGGCCAGAGUUCAAGAGUUGGUGAGUGCCUUGGAAAGACUCACCAAGAGUAGUGAAAUCCGACACCAGCAGUCGGCAGAGUUCGUCAAUGACCUAAAGCGAGCCAACAGCAACCUGGUGGCUGCCUAUGAAAAGGCCAAGAAGAAGCAUCAAAACAAACUGAAGAAGUUGGAGUCUCAGAUGAUGGCCAUGGUGGAGAGACACGAGACCCAAGUGAGGAUGCUCAAGCAAAGAAUAGCUCUGCUGGAGGAGGAGAACUCAAGGCCACACACCAAUGAAACUUCACUUUAAUCGGCACUUGGGCACCAAAGCUCUGCCUGUGGAAGCUGAACCUGAGCAGGUCACCGGGGAGAGAAGGGCCCCGGGAGACAGAGCACCUGGUGGGAGAGACAAAAGGGAAGGCCAGCAGGUAGGUCAGCACCUGCGCAAUGGAGUACCGUGGACUCCACGCCGCGGACGAGUGGCCUGCUGACCCCGAGUGGACUGGAGCCAGAGGGUCCCGUUCCUCCCCGUCUGGGCCUGGAGACGGCGUGUAAAGAGCAGGCCUUGCUUCUGCUUCUAGCGCGGGCAGCCCCUCCCCAGCCUGUUCUUUCCAGAGGCUGUGCGUCAGUGGUACCCUCGGCAUUUGUUUUAGAAGACCGUCCGUUCUGUUCUUUUUUUGGUGGUGACCGGAUCUCUGACAUCCCCAGUUUCUUGUCUGUCUUUCUCCUUCAGGGACAAACCCUUGACACAUGUGGGAAUGCGGAGGGGGUGUCUUCAGCUUCUAGAACUGCUGAUUUGCUUACUGCAACCAGGCUUUGGUUUUCGAGACCCACGUACCAGCUCUGAGACGCAGGCUGUCAGUCAGAGGUGCUCUGAGAGGCGGAUGACAGGUGAUGGUGCGUAGGGGCCACAGUCCCUGAUACACUCGAAGUUACAGGUAGAGCAACCCCAGGGCUUCGCCCUGAACAGUUCUUUUUGGGAGCAUGAGCACUUCACCUCUCACUGUGGAGGUAGCGCUGGGAAGGGCACUUUCUUUUGACUGGGGUGAUUUUCCCUUCCAGUGGAGCCUUAUUAAAGCCAAGACUUAGAGCUGAGAUGGUUCUGUUGAUACAUAGAGUGGAACUAAAGUUUUAUCAGGAGUUUCUUCAAGAGCAGGGGACUUUUGCCCACCUGAGGGCUCCACAUAACUGCUGUUGUGCAUGAACCAAAAUUCACCCGUAGGAGUACAUACAUAGCUCUGGACCUGCCUCUAUUUCUCUAAGGGCAAGAGGCAGGACACUGAGUAGAAUGUUUUGCAGGCUGAGCCCACCUAUUUAAGAGACGGCUACGGAACCAUCAGUUCAAGACUUCGCUCCUGCUCUUAUGAAAGGCAGGGGGUAAAGGAAUGGUCGCUGAGACCUCCUUUUAUCCCGCCCCCCAAAGUGGAGGUUAGUAUACGGUACUUAAACAGGUUAAAUUUCAAGCAAAAUGCUGACAGGGCUGGGCCAGGACCAAAGUACCUGAAUUCUUUCAGGAAGGCCUCCAUCUUAAAUUCAUUAUUCCAUCUCUGUCUUUCACUUCUAUAGUUACCCUACACUGAUAACAUUGUAAAGGACCACUUGCCUUUCAUUCUGUAGUACUUUAAGAUCCACCCGAAGUCCCCUGGGAAUUAUAUCCCAAGAGUUCACAGUUUUGCUCAUAACCAGGUCACCACAUUAGAGUUCCAAUGUCCAUGAGCUGAAGAUCUGUUUUCAGACAACCUGAUACAAAUUCCUCAGCUGCCUUUGCACUGGAGAAGGCUACUCCAGCCACCACCUUGGAGGGCAGAGCAGUUCGAGCAGUUCUAUCCCAAAAGCAACCACCCUUCUUUCUUAGGCCAGCAGUAAGGCUGCCCAUCUUCCCAAAAAAGUCACCAAAAACCAAAAAAACCACUGCCAGUCUGGAAGGACCAGCUUUUGGCUGGUUUGAUCACUGUGAAAGUGCCCACCGGCUCCUGUUUGUUAUGGAUCUUCCAUUUAGUCAAAGUUGGUUCUUGUGAUUUUUUUUUUUAAUCAAUUUUUACUCUUUGGAUAAAGUUUCAUUUUGUCAUAAGGAAAAUGUGACUGAAAAAGUUAUAUGCAAAAAAAAAAAGUUUAAAAGACAAAAUACUGGUUUUCCCCAUUUUUCAGUUUGCCGAGGGGAAAUAUUUGUGACUGAACAGACAUCAAAACAGCUUUCUUCUUCACCAACACUGAAAAGUAUAGCUGACACAGGAAUAUAAUCCUGUCUGCUGACUUCUGUCUACCAUUCUUGGUCCAGCUUAUAAGAAAACUCACCCUUUUAGCGUCAUGUAACUCUUCCAGACCUAAGAGGUCUCAGCUCCUCCAUUAUAAGCCCCGGUAUUACUGACCCUACCUGGCCUCCUUUUGAAUUUAUGCUUCAAGAUAAUACUUUUAAAUAUGUGGUGAUUGGGUGAAAACUAUUUCCCCAGAAAAACUGUUACUUUCAUAAAUGUGUGGAAUAAAAACAAGCAAUUAAAUAGUUGAUUUCCUUUCCUUGUAUUUUUCAAAUACUCCCUAAAACAAGAUCCUUGCUGAAGGUGAACCAACAGGCAUUUGUUUAUGCUAAUUGUGGGGCCCACUAAAACCACAUUGAUUAAAUAAUUGCAGGUACCUGAAGACUUUUUUUAUAACCUGAGUUUUUCUUUCUAAAUAGUAGCUGGUUUAUAUUAACCUCUCCAUCAAAGGUAAACAAUGAUACUGAUUAAACUUGUAUGAGGUUAAAA